Messenger RNA from Acytostelium subglobosum LB1, 975 nucleotides. RefSeq lists its product as hypothetical. The annotation marks the transcript as partial. The transcript has a single exon. Lineage: Eukaryota; Evosea; Eumycetozoa; Acytosteliales; Acytosteliaceae. The record is from RefSeq and is a predicted model, not a curated record. Gene Ontology annotation, molecular function: oxidoreductase activity.
AUAAUAAUAAUGAGAGCUGCAGUACUAUAUAAAUUGGGAUCACCAAAGUUUGUUAGUGACUUUGUUGUACCUACACCAGCUAAUGAUCAACAGGUGGUUGUAAAGGUGUUGACAUCGACGAUCAAACAAUUGGAUCGUUCAAAGGCUAAUGGUAAACAUUAUUUGGCUUAUAAGGAAUUCCCUUGUACCGUUGGCGUGGACGGAGUCGCUCAGUUGGACGACGGUACACUCAUCUAUGCAAUGGGUAUCACUGGAAUGCUUGCAGAGAAGGCAGUGGUCACAAAGAACAAGUGGACUGUGUUGGACAAGGGCUCUGAUCCUCAGGUGGCCGCUGCCCUCCCCAACGCUGUACUCGGAGCUGCGAUGGCAUUGAAGGAGCGUGCUCAGAUCAAGCCCAACGACGUCGUGCUGAUCAAUGGUGCAACGGGAUUCACUGGCAAGCUGGCCGUUCAGCUGGCGAGACUGUAUGGCGCAUCAAAGGUGUACGCAACUGGUCGCAAUGAGACCGCACUCAAAGAGUUGAAGGAGGAACUUGGUGCGGACCAAGUUUUCAAGAUUGAUCAACCCGAUGAUGUGUUGAUCGAUCAGUUCAAACAACUACACAAGACAACUCCCAUCGACAUUGUGAUCGACUAUCUAUACAGCAAACCAUUGGAACUCAUUAUAACUGCAUUGAGCACGAGUGGCGCUGGUCACCAUCGCACAAGGAUAGUGACAGUCGGUGAGAUGGCCGGACCAACAAUCAACAUCAAGUCCGCUACACUUAGAAGCACGGGCAUUGAGCUCAUGGGAUCUGGAUUCGGCAGCUACCCAGCCAAUGGUAUCGAGCUAUUCAUCAAUGAAAACAUCAACCAACUGCUCAAGGAGAACCGCGAGGGCAGGCUCAAGGUGCCCAUCUUUGUCUCGCCGCUCGAGGACAUUGAGUCCACCUGGGACAAGUCGACCGAGGAGGGUAGAGUCGUCGUCCAAAUCAGU